AUACACACAACAUAGUACAGUUAGAAGGGCAUGCAAUAGUUCAUUGCAUGUUGAACAUGAAAACCCAUGCAAAAAAUAUUUGGAAAACCAAACCUCCUAUUUUCCAAUAUCUCAAUCUCAUUCCAUAAAGGCGAACUGCAUUACAGGCGCCGAGACAUUGCAUAAAGGUUUUCCAUAACAUUUCUCAUACAUUGCCACAAAUCUUAUCAAAAGUUCAUUGCCCAAAUCUAAACAAGAAUGUACAAAAACACAGGUUCGUUAUGGAAAAGUUUAUUCAUGUCCCUCAUGUUCUUGUCGUUGGGUGGGAUUCAAGUAGACGCGUUUGUGGGCAUAAAUUGGGGGAGGAUGGCAAAACAAAGAUUUGUUCCAUCUAUGGUGGUGGAUUUACUCUUACAAAAUGGGAUCACAGAGCUGAGAAUUUUUCAACCAAGCCUUAACGUCCUUGAUGCUUUUGCCGACACCAAUAUUGGUAUGACCAUCACCUUACAAGAAAAUUUUUUACGAAACGUUAGGGAGCAAAAAGAAAUAGACGCUAUGAUUCAUGAACGUGUGAAAAAUUUUGUUGACAAAGGAGUUAAAUUCAGGUAUGUGUACGUGGGAAACGAACCAUUUACCAAAUCAAAAUAUACCAAAACUCCAUUUAGCCGUAUUCUUCAUUUCCUAAAUUUGACCAGAAAUUCCCUUGAUAAAUACAACCUCCCAGAUAUCAAAGUAACAACUCCCAUUUUCACCGACGUCUUAAUAAAUAUGACGAAGCCAUCAGAAGGUGAUUUUCGAGAAGAAAUAAAGGGCCAAAUGGUGGAAUUCCUAGAUUUCCUUAACAAAAAGGGUUCCCCUUUUGUUAUCAAUAUUUUUCCAAUCUAUACGGUGUAUAAUUUGGGAUUUGAUGUGGAAUUUGCUUUCUUUGAUAAUGUUAAAUCCAAGUUCAAAGUUGUAGAUGGCAAUAACACCUAUUACAAUUUGUUCACUUUCCUUUAUGAUGCACUUGUUUGUGCUCUAACAAAGGCAGGUUAUGGUGAUAUGGAGAUUGUUAUUGGACAAAUUGGUUGGCCUACAGAUGGAUAUGAGGGUGCAAGUGAAGAAAAUGCAGAAAGAUUUCAUCGUGGCUUUCUUAAAUAUCUUGGUAGGAAGGAAGGAACUCCACUACGCCCAAACAAGGAUAUAAAUGUGUUUCUACUUUCCUUAACAGACGAGAAUAUGGUAAAUACAGAUAUAGGCAAUUAUCAACGACAUUGGGGUAUCUAUAAACUCGAUGGUGAACCCAAGUACAAAAUUGAUUUCACCAUGCAUGACCUAAACACCAAGCCAACCGUCGCCAAAGGUACCGUGAAAAUGCCGAACAGAUGGUGUGUGUUUGAUGGUAAAACUGAGUACAACGAGACCUUGCUGAUGAAAGAUUUUGACUCUGCAUGUAUGGAUUCUGACUGCAGCACCUUUGGCUCUGGUGCAACUUGUGAUCACCUCGUUUUCGCAGAGAAGGUAUCUUAUGCAUACAAUAUGCGUUACCAAAUGAACAAUCAAGAUCAGGAGUAUUGCGAAUUGUUAGGCGCCGAACUCACCGCAAAUAAUCCUUCAACUCCAGACUGUGAGUUCCCCGUUGAGAUCUUAACUGCAGAGGUUGUGGAUGGUGGCAGCCCAGAUACAAAGAAAUAUUAGAUCAGAGCGAGCGCUUCUACAUGUUUGUAUGACCUUAAUAAUAAUUGUGUAUCGUUGUUCA
This is a messenger RNA of Nicotiana tabacum (common tobacco), 1717 nucleotides long. RefSeq names its product glucan endo-1,3-beta-glucosidase 8-like. Lineage: Eukaryota; Viridiplantae; Streptophyta; Magnoliopsida; Solanales; Solanaceae. The record is from RefSeq and is a predicted model, not a curated record. Gene Ontology annotation, biological process: carbohydrate metabolic process. Gene Ontology annotation, molecular function: hydrolase activity, hydrolyzing O-glycosyl compounds.